AUGGCAAUCAAAUCUGUCUUGCGAGAUAGACUCCGUAGAAUUCUCACUUCAGAAUUAGAAGUGCAACGACAAGCACUUCGCCUAAUCAUCAAAGAUGAACGCAACACAUUACCUGUCCGUGUAAGAGCCCAGCUUGAACUUCAAAAAAUGCCAAGCUACUCUCAGCCAAGUGCUAUUAAAAAUCGGUGCAUCAUUGGUGGAAAGUCAAGAGGAUAUAUCUCCGAGUUUCGUAUGAGUCAAAUUGAGUUUAGACAGCAUGCACUGUGUGGAGAGCUGCCUGGAGUCAAAAAGGCUAUAUGGUGA
Messenger RNA from Batrachochytrium dendrobatidis JAM81, 303 nucleotides. RefSeq names its product mitochondrial 37S ribosomal protein MRP2. The record is from RefSeq and is a predicted model, not a curated record. Gene Ontology annotation, molecular function: structural constituent of ribosome. Gene Ontology annotation, cellular component: ribosome; mitochondrial small ribosomal subunit. The transcript has 2 exons. Gene Ontology annotation, biological process: translation. NCBI's taxonomy places the organism in Eukaryota, Fungi, Chytridiomycota, Chytridiomycetes, Rhizophydiales. Bases 1 to 303 code for a protein of 100 amino acids.